GAAAUUAUAUGUAAUCUCAACAUAAACACCAAACACAUGCUUACCUGAGAAAUGAGUGCAGGAAACAUAGCUAAAAGAUGGAAGGAGCUAAGCGGCCAACAAAAGUGGAAGGGCCUCCUCGACCCUCUAGACAUCGAUCUCCGUCGAUAUCUCAUUCACUACGGUGAAAUGGCUCAAGCUACCUACGACACUUUCAAUUCGGAGAGGAAGUCGAAAUUUGCAGGGGACAGUAGAUAUUCAAUGAAGCAUCUAUUUUCUAAGGUUGGUCUAAUCUCCAAUAACCCGUUUCAGUAUCAACCAGUCAAGUACUUGUAUGCCACCUCUAAAAUCGGUGUCCCGGAAAGCUUCAUCUUGAAGCCAUUAUCAAAGGAAGCCUGGAAUGGGGAAUCAAAUUGGAUCGGAUACAUAGCAGUGGCUACCGAUAGCGGAAAAGCGGUAUUGGGUAGGAGGGAUAUAGUGCUCGCGUGGCGAGGAACAGUCCAGCCUAUUGAAUGGGUUAAAGAUUUUGAUUUUCCUUUGAAAUCAGCUUCUGAAAUUCUAGGAGAAGAUAGGAAUGCUCAUGUUCAUGAAGGAUUUCUAUCGAUUUACACAUCAGAUAACCCUCAUUCACAAUAUAACAAAACUAGUGUAAGAGAGCAGAUGCAUGAUGGGCUGAAACAGGUGCUAGAUCAAUACAAGAAUGAGGAUGUCAGCUUGACCAUAACCGGGCACAGUUUAGGUGCAGCACUAACCACUCUCAGUGCAGCUGAUAUAGUAGCUAAUGGACUCAACAGGAGUAAGACCAGAGCCACCAAGGUUUGUCCUGUCACAGCCUUCGCCUUUGCCUGCCCACGUACCGGGGAUUGGGGCUUCAGGCAAACGUGUAACUCCUUGGACAAUCUUAGCAUUCUACGUGUACAAAAUACGCCUGAUAUAGUACCCAAUGUUCCUCCACUAACAGCAGGCUAUGUAGACGUUGGAGAAUUGCUUGAAUUUGACACCAUAAGAUCUAUGUACUUGAAGCCUACAGGAGAGUUCAUAAGGUGGCAUAAUUUAGAGACAUAUUUGCACGGAGUUGCCGGAACACAAGGCAUUAACCCUUUUCAUUUAGAUGUUAAACGAGACAUCGCACUGGUGAACAAAGAAUUAGAUUUCGUGAAGACAGAGUAUUUGGUGCCUGCGAGGUGGUGGCUGGAGAAAAACAAAGGGAUGGUUCAACAAAAAGACGGUACUUGGAUACUUGAUGACCAUGAGGACGAUCCUUAAGAGAGCUAUUAUGCUAAACAGAAGCAGUAACUUAAUUAUACGUAUGUAAACUACGAUUCCAAAAAUCGCUAAACUAAUAAAAGUUUAUGCAUGUAGCAUACUAUGCACAAAACAAACUAUGAUCUUUUCAUAACAAAAAAAAUUAGAAGCAAA
Messenger RNA from Mercurialis annua (annual mercury), 1398 nucleotides. Its product is annotated as phospholipase A1-IIgamma-like. Gene Ontology annotation, biological process: lipid metabolic process. The transcript is spliced from 2 exons. Lineage: Eukaryota; Viridiplantae; Streptophyta; Magnoliopsida; Malpighiales; Euphorbiaceae. Gene Ontology annotation, molecular function: glycerophospholipid phospholipase A1 activity. The coding region runs from base 52 to 1245 and encodes 397 amino acids. The record is from RefSeq and is a predicted model, not a curated record.